Molecule: messenger RNA, 2630 nt
Organism: Athene cunicularia (burrowing owl)
Lineage: Eukaryota; Metazoa; Chordata; Aves; Strigiformes; Strigidae
Gene: GNG2
Product: G protein subunit gamma 2
Exons: 4
Coding region: 177-392 (71 amino acids)
Biological process (GO): G protein-coupled receptor signaling pathway
Cellular component (GO): heterotrimeric G-protein complex
Molecular function (GO): G-protein beta-subunit binding
Source: RefSeq, a predicted model, not a curated record
GAGGAGGCACAGGGUGGGAGAUAAAUGAAGCAUGUGGAGCCCAUGGCAUGGCCAGGAUGGAUUGAUCUCCAGCACAGAAGGUAGCAAACGCCUGAGAGGAGCAGAUCUUCCCCUAGAGGCACAAAUCACCGGAGAGACCUGCUUCUGCUUAUCCGGAGAGCGCGCCUGGCCUGCCCAUGGCUAGCAACAACACUGCUAGCAUAGCGCAAGCCCGCAAGCUGGUGGAGCAGCUGAAGAUGGAGGCCAAUAUCGACAGGAUAAAGGUGUCAAAAGCGGCAGCAGACCUGAUGGCGUACUGCGAAGCCCACGCCAAGGAGGACCCUCUAUUGACCCCCGUCCCAGCCUCAGAAAACCCCUUUAGAGAGAAGAAGUUCUUCUGUGUGAUCCUGUAAACCCUCGAGGAGCCUGACCGGCACUCAGGCCACCCUGAACACUGAUGUAGAGUUUUUAGGAACGGGGACGACCUGCUAGUCCACAGAAUUUAAACAAAAAUAAGUAAAAUACACAGCCUGGAAGCUACAGAGAUGUGCAUGUUUAACGAACCUGGCCACCUUUGGGGGAAUAAGAUGAUCUGCAUUGCAAGGCAAAAGAUCUGAAGUCUGUAGAGUUGCCUAGAAAGAAAAAAAAAUAUGUAAAGAAUAAAUUUGUGUCACUUUUCUGCUCACAAAAUUGUUUGAUUGUUCCAUAUUUAAAGCACCAGAGCUGUGCUGAGCAAAGUAACUGCUAAGGAUGUGUAUAACCUUCUUGGAAUGAUAUUGUUGGUUUCUUUCCAAAAUAUUAUUUUUUAUUUAAGUUGUCAGAUAUAUAGCGACAGGUUAGAUGACUAUGAUGUUACUCAGUGUUUGGUCUUGUGCUUUUUAAUUUCUGGCGGUAGCGUAGCACAGGGGUUGAGCGGCCCCAUGGCGGGUUAGUGAGGACGCCGGCAGCUCCUGCCUGCACCCCAUGUGCUGGCAGCUCAGUGUUUCUAGCGAGCCCCACUUUCUAACAUUUUGUAUAUGGUUAUAGCUUUGGCUCUGCAAGUACAAGUGAAUCAUAUGUCGUGGUUGGUGCUUCAUACUCCUGUGACGACGUUCGGUGGUAGUGCAUGAGAGUUUAUCUUUGUUCAUCCGCUCCAGACUUUUCUUUUCUAUCGUUUGACACCACGUGCUGGUGGGAGAAGCUGUAGGGAGGAAACCGAGGCGAUGCCGAAAGCAAAGACAACUCCUGCCUUAGAUGUGCCUGAAAUACCUCCUGCGUUAGGGUAGGUGCCAGCCCAGGCAUCGUGGGGUAGCUAGAAAUCCGAAAAUCAAAGUUGACCGCUUCUUUCCGGGUCUUUCCUCUUCUCCUACACCUCUGUGCCUCUGCCCUCCUCGCUUGGUUCUUGUCCUGCUCUUUCAGCUUCCCGGCAGCAUCUCCUCCCCGCUGGGGCUGGGCCGGGAUGCUGUCCCACGGUGGGAUGCUUCUGCCCCUUCCCACACCCGCUGGCUCCCCCGUUCCCGCUGCCGCCCUGCCGCAAUGGGUAAGGGCAGGGGGAGCAGCCGGGGGAGCCGCGGGGCCACCCCUUCACGGAGUUGCCUGAUACCUUGUUUACACACAGCCUGAGCUUCACGUCAGGCUGGGAAAUUAUUCCCAGGUCCGGUUCAUCCGCCGCCAGCGUUUCAGGGGAUACACGCCACCUUUUUUGGCUCCGCCUCGGGUUAAUACUUCUGCGGAUGUGGCUUGCCUCUCCUUUCCACUGCUAAACACCUCCUGGCUUUCCCCGCUCAUCUACACUCCUGGGAAACUUUGGGAAUCAUAACUUGGGGAUCUGAGUACAAAAUUAGGUGGGUGUCACAUAAGGGUUUGGGGGAUCUGCAGUGACCCCACUAAACUCUAACUCUGAAUCAGGUAUCAGCUUAAAAAUCCCUGUGGAUUCAAGAGGGCAAUAGUCUCUGGGUAGCUUUUGGCAAAUCUUUCUAGCCCGUUAACAAGUGCAUUUUGGUUUUUCUACCUUUUCAUACUCUUUUUCUAGUCUUCUACAGAGAAGACCAGUUGUUCUAACACUGGACUCAAAACUUUUGGCAUCUGGGAACGUUUAUAUGACACGAGUAGCCUAGAUGGUCCCAGCCUUCCCGCGGUGGCUUUCGGCCCCCCUAACCUUCCUGUUUCGAUCUUUUUACUACAGUUCACAUAGCUUUAGGAUGAAGGAUGGAUGAAGUCGUUUGCUCUGCAGCUGGUUUCACUCUUGGUGUUACAAGGCAGACAUGUAAAUACCCUGUCCUGGGUUUGUCUUUUCUUUUUAACACUGAUUUACCGUCACAGAGGGUGAAGCACAGCCGGUCUGACCCAGGGCUCACACCCCAACCCUUCUCAAAUGCUGUCAUGAAGUGGUUUGUAAUAAUUUUUUUAACGACUUGCGUAUUUUACAACUCGAAUUCUUAAUAAAUAAACGAAUUUAAAAAGCUGCAUGAGGAGUAGGGGGGGGGGGAAUUUUGAAUUAGCCUAAACUACUCAUUGAAGGUGUUUUACGUUGCUGGUCUUUAUUUUAUGUUGGUAGUGGUGUUGACAUUGGUGUGCUGCCAGGUAUUUCACCCCAGUAUUUAUAUUUACACAGAUACGUCUUUGUUAGCCAAGUAGAGAUAGACUGCCAAGACCGUUUCCCCCCCCCCCCC